AUGGAUCUUGAAGGAAAUAAGUUUAUUGGGACAAUCCCAACAUGGAUAGGGAGCUAUCUAACUAAUUUGACCGUUCUUAGCCUACGCAAUAACAACUUUAAUGGAAGCAUGCCUGAAAGUUUGUGUCACCUGAAGAAUAUCCACUUCUUAGAUCUCUCUCAAAACAAGGUGACAGGGAGAAUCCCGCGCUGCUUUAACAAUUUUACUACUCUGAUUCAGAGUACUCCCAUUGGAAGCAUUGAAAUCUCUUACUUUACUAUCACGGGAGAUAUUGAUUAUCCUGCCUUCUACAUAGACGAUGUUUUUGUUCAGUGGAAAAACAAGGACGCAAAGUUCAAUAAGCAGUUAGGAUUUCUGAAUUGCAUCGAUCUUUCAAGUAAUAAAUUGAGUGAAAAUAUCCCGGAAGACCUUUAUGCUUUCAAGGAAGUAGUGUCCUUGAACUUAUCAAGAAACCAUUUGACUAGUAAAAUCUUUCCAUCAAUUUAUGAGAUGGAAAAUUUAGAAUCCCUUGAUCUAUUCAGAAAUCAACUCUCAGGUGAAAUUCCCUCUAGUCUUGCUCAAUUGACUUUUCUUGGGGUUCUUGACUUGUCGAACAACUUCUUGUCUGGCAAAAUUCCAAAGGGCACUCAGCUGCAAACUUUCAAUGCUUCAUCAUAUGCCGGAAAUAGCGGCUUAUGUGGGGAUCCACUUCCCAGGUGUCCCAUAGAUGUUCCUCCGCAUGGCAAAAACAAUGACUACAAAGAAGGUGAUGAUAAUCUUGUAGAUCGAGAGUUUUACAUAUCUGAUGGAAUAACCACAGAGCCGGAGCGGAGCAGGACAAUACGAACCAGGGUUGUAUAA
This is a messenger RNA of Ipomoea nil (Japanese morning glory), 840 nucleotides long. Its product is annotated as probably inactive leucine-rich repeat receptor-like protein kinase At2g25790. Lineage: Eukaryota; Viridiplantae; Streptophyta; Magnoliopsida; Solanales; Convolvulaceae. The record is from RefSeq and is a predicted model, not a curated record. The coding region runs from base 1 to 840 and encodes 279 amino acids. Gene Ontology annotation, molecular function: protein binding. The transcript has 2 exons.